UGUCUCACCGACGGUGGAGUAAGCACUGGGGACCGCACCUGUGCAGCUGCUAAGUGCAAACUCGUGGUCUGGCACGCGCCGCAGCUUGGAAUACACAGCCUCUUUGGUUGCGAAAUGAGCAGGAUGACCAGGAUAGCGGCUACUCUCCUGUGUUUUCUGACAACUGCGGCGUCACUGGACAUCGACACGUCGGACGGGGGUUACAAGGACAUAUGGGUUUCCAUCAGCGAAAGCAUUCCUUACAACGAGUCCAUCAUUGAGAACAUCAAGGAUCUGUUCCGGUCUUCGUCCGAGUUCCUGCACAAGGCCACCAAUGGGCGCGUGUACUUCAAGCACGUGACCAUCGAGGUUCCCAAGACUUGGCCACUGAGACACGGAGCCCGUGCCCUGUCGUCCAGCUUCUUCGACAAGAGCGACGUCCGCGUCGACCAGCCCAACGCUAUGUACGGGGACAAGCCGUUCACCAUGCAGAAGAGACGCUGCGGCGAACCCGGAGACUUCAUUCAAGUGACGCCCGCUUUUCUGGCCACCAUUGGCAACUCCACGGCGAAUAAAUUGGCGAACCCAGCGUACGUGAUGGUGCACGAGUGGGCCCACUACCGUUACGGUGUUUUCGACGAGUACGGCAGCGUGGACGACAGCCGCUACCCACUCACUUACUGUGACGGUGGCAAGGUGAAGCUGAACGCUUGCUCGAACAGGAUUGCCUUCACCGCACGGAGGGCCGACGGAGGAAAAUGUUCAAUCGACGACAGGUGUCGUUUCGUCGAAGGCUGCAUGGUCACUUUCCAGCAACCGAGCUGGAAUCCCGUCGAGUCAUCCAUCAUGUUCAUGCCAUACCUAGCCAACGUGAGCCAGUUUUGCGACAACAGAGAUGGGCCCAAUAUCCACAACCCGUUCGCCCCCAGCAAGCAGAACGACCUCUGCAAGCAACAGUCCACCUGGGAAGUUAUCAGUGGAAACGCGGACUUUCAGAAACUUUCCAGCCCAGAUCCGUCCAAGUCAAUCCACGUGACCUUCGAAGAGGCUCAGCAAAAGGAAGACCUUGCGCCUCGCGUUGUCCUUGUGCUCGACGUUUCGGGCAGCAUGGUUGACUUCGGACGACUCGGCUUUCUCAAAGAAGCUGCGAGGCGCUACAUUAGCGACAUCAAAGACGGCUCGCGUCGACUGGCCAUCAUCGAGUUCAGUUACGGCGCCAAAGUGGUGCACACUCUGAUGCCAGUGAACGUUAACACAAGAACUGGGUUCCUGAAUGCCAUACACAGAUUGAUGGCAGACGGAAGUACCUGCAUCGGAUGCGGCCUCGAGAGUGCAAUAGAGCUGCUAACAACCGCCAAUGAGACGCCGGAGGGCGCCACGAUCCUGCUCAUGAGCGACGGGGAGGAGAACCAGGACCCGCGCAUCGUCGACGUGAUGCCACGGGUUUCCGCCUCGAAAGUCGUGGUCAACACGCUGGCUCUGGGAGCCACAGCCGAACACAAGCUCGAAGAGCUGGCCACUUCGACGCGCGGAAAAGCGUUCGCCUUUCGCGACCUGCAGGGAAACCUUGUGGACGAACUGGAAGCCGCCUUCGUGUCAUCCACUACGAGCCAACACGACCCCUGUGCCCCGAACUCACACGUACUGAUCGGUGUUCACACAAGCCCCUUGUUCUCGUCUUAUUCUUGUAUCUCGAAGUUGGUGGAGUCCGAGGAAGAGUUCACCAGCCUGCUAGAAAAGAAGUUCCAAGUGGACUCCAACGUGGGCAACGGGACGAGAGUCCACGUGACGCGCAACCGACCGGAAACGGGAAAACUCGAAGCUCGGCUCACAGAUCCUAGCGGACAGCCGUGCAAGGAGUGCCGAGAAACCGUGAACGGAAAUGACGUAGUGAUCUCCAUUCCAAGUCCAGCAAAGGUUGGCACGUGGACACUCCACGUGGAAAGCUCCAGCUCCGACCCAGUGGAGGUAAGCGUCAGUGUCAAGUCACAGGCCAGCAAGGGCGACGACGAGCCUAUCCGGGUCACUUGCGAAAUGAGCAGCAUGCUCGUAGAUGGUCCCGACCAAGCUGUCAUCUUCGCCAAGGUCACGAAGGGAAUAAAGGUACUCCUGGACGCUGACGUCUUCGCCACGGUCUACCGUCCCAAGAUGUCGAACGAGCCACACUUGGUCACGGUCCCACUGCAUGACGACGGACGGGACCCUGACAUUCAGGCCGACGACGGAACGUACAGCGGUUACUUCGUCCAGUUCACGGGCAAAGGCCGCUACGCAGUGACAGCGCACGUGUCAAGCCAGAAAAGGACGCGGCUGGCCGACCCACGAGGUGCCUCUGGCAGCUUCUUCAGCACGGCACUGUUUUCGGCGGCAACAGGCGAGUCUCCCUUUAUCUGGCUGGAAGGGUGGCCACUUCAGCGCAGUUGCUUUCUGCUGGCGUGGCGAACCUCGGAGUUGAUUUAUAUAUUUAUCUAUUUUUUUUCUCUGUCCCAUUUCACGACUGCGCGGCGCACGCCAGAAACAGUCACGGGAAUGAGCGGCAUUGAACCGGCGUCCGAGUACCCAGUCGACGAUUUCGACUUCGUAAAUUCUACGGCCCAAGGCACGAGCCGUGCAGGCGAGGAGGUGGCGGAACCAUUCCAACGGGUGGCAUCCGGAGGGUCCUUCCAGGUGACGGUGAAUAUUGUGGAGAAGCAGGUACCUCCAGGAGACAUCCGGGACCUCUCUGUGACAGGCGUACACGCAGGCGAGAACGACUCGCUUCUCGUGGAACUCACGUGGACAUGGCCCGGAGCUCACCUGACAUACGGAAACGCCUCAGGCGUGGAGAUUCGAGCCAGCAGAGAGUAUGCCAAGCUAGUCUCAGCAUUCGAGAAGCAGACAGAAAUCCCGGCCGCCGACAUUGUGCAAGGAAAUCUCGACCCGCUGCGCCCCGGUGCGAAACACGUCGUCACCGUGUACCUUUCCCGCAUCCUGUCUUCGCGUCGCCAGGACGGUGCCCUAGACUGGAGCGGAUACCUAGCCGCUCAAGUAUUAAAUGCCGACGGCCUCCGCUCCAAAACGUCGAACGUCGUUCGCGUGUCCUACACUCCGCCGCCUGUGACGACCACGGUCGCUACUACCACUACACAAGCUACCACGACAGAGGCCGUUAGUACACAAGAUAUCACGACCGACGAAGCAACGACCACGGAAGUUCCGACUGUUGUUUCCACUACACAGGCUACAACGACAGAGGCCAUUAGUACGCAAGAUAGCACGACCGACGAAGCAACGACCACGGAAGUUCCGACGGUUGUUUCAUCGUCGACACACUUGACGAGUAGCCAGUCAUCAAGCUUUGUCGUCUCGAUCUGGGUGUGGAUUCUGAUCGCCUGCGUUGCAGCAGCGAUUGUGGUCGCCGCCUUGUUAGCGAUCUUGGUCAAAAUGAACCCUUCUAAGCGCGGGAUCUACCGCGUCUUCUUUAGUCAGCCCAGGCAAAGGCAGCAUGGUUAUGCGUAGGCAUUCCUGCUCCGCCUAAGUGAGAGUGAACUGUGACGAUACGCGCCAUAUCGUGCUGCUGGGCUGUUGGCUCAUAGUUAUUGCGGUGCACUAGGACGCCACACAAAGUGUAGACGGGGAAAGGAAAAACGCUCUUUUCUGUUCUGGUCUUACUUCACAUUGUUUCGCGUCCUACUAAACCGUAAUAAGCGAUGGCACCCUCACUGCAUCUGUAAAAUUCAUGAUAUCGCUCUUUGUUGAUUGAAGGCUCAUCGUCGUCUUUGCCGAGGAGUAUUUUUGACAAUAGACUACUGUAUGUUUCUUGCCUUCGGACUGCCCGUGAUCAAUGGACGGGAUCCUCAAAGUGGAGUGGAUACGCAGACCGUUCCCUUCAUCGUAAAGAUAUCGAUCAUCUUUCAAUGUUCUGUCAAUGCUUCACUGAUACAGCGAUCAUAGCGCGCGGUUCCUUGUUUCAUCGAAUUUCCACAUCGGGCCCUACGGUGGCCUUUCGCAGUUGAAUGUAUGUCCGAGUAUAGCGUAUGAGUUUGUGUACCAAUAUUUAAGUGCGAUUUCUCUUCUUCCAUGCCUGUUCUAAUACUGCGCAUAUUUCUUGUUUUUUAUUUGUGACCGGUCUGGCCGUUCUGUCGAGAAGCAUUGUCACUUUCUCUUUGGUCGACGAUGUGUUGUUUCGAGCUUUUCAAUGUGCAAUAAAUUGUAUCGCAUUACCCCUUCCCCUCUCCGCGCCUCCCUUCCAUGCUUGGUGCCGCUCUUGAGUGGUGUAGCAUACAUCCAAAAUUUACAGACAGGACCAAUAAGCGGGAACCUAUUCCAUGCAUUCUUUCAUCUCUAUCAGCACGUGC
Molecule: messenger RNA, 4316 nt
Organism: Dermacentor silvarum
Lineage: Eukaryota; Metazoa; Arthropoda; Arachnida; Ixodida; Ixodidae
Product: calcium-activated chloride channel regulator 1-like
Exons: 15
Coding region: 115-3477 (1120 amino acids)
Source: RefSeq, a predicted model, not a curated record